Trichoderma aggressivum f. europaeum is the source of this 1566-nucleotide messenger RNA. RefSeq lists its product as uncharacterized. Gene Ontology annotation, cellular component: membrane. Gene Ontology annotation, biological process: calcium ion transmembrane transport; intracellular calcium ion homeostasis. The coding region runs from base 1 to 1566 and encodes 521 amino acids. Gene Ontology annotation, molecular function: calcium:proton antiporter activity. NCBI's taxonomy places the organism in Eukaryota, Fungi, Ascomycota, Sordariomycetes, Hypocreales, Hypocreaceae. The record is from RefSeq and is a predicted model, not a curated record. The transcript has 4 exons.
AUGGCUCUGAUUGUGGACAUUGUGCGAUCGGUCCUGUGCACCUCAUGGCUUAACGUCUUGCUUGUCUUUGUGCCCAUCGGCAGUGUGGCCUAUUUUCUCAACAUCAAUUCAACCCUCAUCUUCAUCUUCAACGCCCUCGCUAUUGUGCCUUUAUCGUCCCUGCUUACGGAUGUCACGGAGAAGAUUGCCAGCGAUGCCGGCGACACCGUUGGCGCCAUCCUCAACAUCAGCCUCGGCAACCUCGUCGAGCUGAUCUUAUUUGUCGCCCUGAAGAAUGAUCAGAUCCGUGUCGUCCAGGCGUCGAUCCUCGGAUCUAUCCUUGUAAACUUGCUUCUGAUUCUCGGCUCUGCGCUCCUCACAACGAAGCUUCCCGACCAGGAGUUUUUGCACGAUGCCGCUGGCACACAGCUUCUCGGAUCCCUCCUCUUUGUGUCGGUCUUUACCUUUCUUAUGCCUACUGCGUUCGACCACACUUUCAGGGGAACCGAAGGCGCAGAGGGCAUGAGUCUCAAGAUGAGCAGAAUCUCUGCCGUCAUGAUUCUGCUCAUUUAUAUCCUAUACUUCUUUCACGAAAUCAAGACCCGAACCCCUCCCCACGACGUCGAAGCCGUACCCCAGGACGAAGAAAACGACGAUGCCACGCUAUUCGACGGCCAGGAUCACGUUCCUCUUCGGCCUAUGCCUCUCUCUGCAGACGCUCUGAAUGGCUCCCAAGCAGCUCCCCGAACCGUUCGAUUCGCCGAUGUCAGCCCUACAUCGGAACAUGCGCCUCUCAAGGAGGGCGAUCGAGACAGCUUGGAUGGAUUAGACCCCAACGAAGGCGAAUUGGAUAACGAGGACUAUCUGGAGAAUGGAGAGCCCAAGGAGGAGGCUGGCGAAGGUCUGUUCCAGUCGUCCAGACGGGGCAAGACACGAGCUCGCUCAUUAUCUCUAGGCUCAAGCAGGGGAGCGAUGAGCGAAACAUCCGAGGGAGGAGACCGCACGGAACUGAUGGCGCCGUACCUCACGACCAGGCAGAUCCUCCGCGACAGCCACGUCAACCUCGACCGCAUCGUUGCCAAACCAAGACAUGUCUCGUUCGGAGCCAAGACGGACCGCGUCAUCUCCUACGUGAUGCUGAUCCUGACCUCGUCCUUCAUGUCCGUCUCGGCCGAGUUUCUAGCCAGCGCCAUCGACGAUGUGAUUCGCCAGGGUCAUUUGUCCGAGUCCCUCAUUGGCCUCAUCAUCAUGCCCAUCGUCGGCAACGUCGCCGAGUACGCCACUGUGGUUGUCGUUGCUGCAAGAGACAACAUGGGACUUGCGCUGGCAGUUUCGGUUGGCUCAUCGAUCCAAAUUGCGCUCUGCGUGACUCCGUUGACGGUCAUUGCGGGCUGGAUCAUGGAUCGUCCGCUGAUGCUGACAUUCAAUCUCUUUGAGAUUGCCACUCUCUUUGGAUCUGUCUUGUUGGUGAACUUUUUGAUUCUUGGCGAGGGAGUAAGUGGCCCGCUGCGAUCCAGUGGCCUGAAGGGCGGAUUAAUGUGUGCGUGUUAUGUGAUUAUCGGACUCGGGGCGUAUCUGUCUCCCUAG